UGCAGCAUUAGCUGGAUGCUAACUGCUGUUCAACAACACAAAGAAGAAGAAUGCUCCACUAGGGAAACAGGACUUGUGUAGUGACAGUCCACCGACCUGUCUGCAGUGUGUUAUAUGUCACUAGCUGGCACUGCUAAUGUAAGCUCUUUGUAGCUUGUUUAUCAUCUUUUUCUUACGACAGCCAAAUGAACGUGACGUUGACGUCAGACGAACACAGCUGAUACCCUCGCGUGCAGAAAUGGCAGACGAAGAAAUAGACUACAAUAUCGUGUUUCCAGAUGCGGUCACGUCGGAGAGACACUGGCCGGGGACAAAGGAGCCGGUUGUGAUUCUGUUGGGCUGGGCUGGCUGCAAAGACAGACACCUCUCCAAGUACAGCUCCAUCUACAAUGAACAGGGAUGUGUCACCAUCCGUUACACAGCUCCCCUGAAGACGGUCUUCAUCUCGGAGUCCUUUGGCUACAAGGAGCUGAGCAGUACGGCCCUUAAGCUGCUGGAGAUCCUCUAUGACUACGAGGUGGAGAACAGUCCUAUUUUCUUUCACAUAUUCAGUAACGGUGGCUUCAUGCUGUACCGUUACAUGAUAGAGUUGCUGCACAGUGAUAAACAGUUCAGUUCCUUGUGUGUGAUUGGGGCCUUGGUGGACAGCGCCCCGGGCAGCGGCAAUGUUCGUGGGGCCCUGCGCGCACUGACGGCCACCCUGGGCCCCAAAAUAACUCCCGUUUUACGGUACGUCCUGUUGGCCCUUUUCGCGGUAACUGUGUUCCUGUUGCGAGUCGUGCUGUACCCUUUGACCAAGUACAUCCACAAGAAUCACUACGACGCGGUGCAGGACAGGCCGCCCGCCUGGCCCCAUUUUUACCUGUACUCCAGAGCCGACCAGGUGAUCAGGCACAGGGACAUCGAGAUCUUCCUGGAGGCUCUGAAGCAAAAGGGCGCCCCGGCGGACAGCUUUGAUUUUGUCUCCAGUCCCCACGUCGGCCACUUCCGGGAUUUCCCCGAGCAAUAUGCUCUCAAGUGCCGCAAUUUCCUGGUUGCCUGCAUGAAGGACUUGGAAGGGAACGAGACAAAGAAGAGACAGAGGGUCCAGAAUCAGUGAACCCGGGGAGAGAAGCUCACAAGAUUUUGCUGACCAAUUGUUAACCAAUCUUUUUAGGAAAAAUGGACCACUUCCCAGUUGUCUGACCAAAAACUGUUGCAAAAACGCAGAUACAUUUUGCAAGACGGCUGGAAUUUGAGCUGAACUAUUUCAAGAUCUCGGCGAAGUAUGCCCGUCCCAGUGCACAUAAUGUGGAGGUCCCACAGAUUUGGUCAAGGUGUACUUUGCCUAAUCCAUUUCUGGAAAACCAACCAAACGUGUGCGGAACAAAGGCUUAACCCUGCCUUCUCCAAUGUGUUUGCAACAGUCAUAGCCCGUAUGUAAAAAAAUUAACAAUACAAACACUUGCUAUACACUGGAAAAUGAAAUCCUUUAGGAUCAUUUAAAUGGUAUUAAAUAUUGCUGUGAAAUGUGAUGCAUUGUACAUUAGCGGUAGUGAUUUUAAAACUGAGACUGGGUAUUUGAUAAUAAUUUGUAUCUUCUAUUUAUUAAAUUUAUGAUGUAUUUAUGAUUUUGAACCUCUCAAUUUGCCUUUUUAAAAUCAAAUCAUAAUGGCGCUUACAACGAAGGCAACGUUGAAAAAUUCAUAAUUAAAAAAAAUAUAUAUAUAUAUAAUAAAAAGUCAAACAUUUUGCCUUAAACAGCAAAUGCCUUUUUGGGAAGAAAUGUAGAAUACCCAGUCCUAAUAUGUGAUAUACUUGACUUAGUUGAAGUAAAAGGUAAUUGACAAUGAAUGUUUAUGUCCAGCACAGCUAUUGUGUUCUUUCUAACUGAUGUGCCUUCAAUAAAUUAGAAUGCUCGUAGAAACCUUUUGUCAGCCUUCUU
Anoplopoma fimbria (sablefish) is the source of this 1924-nucleotide messenger RNA. It is a transcript of the gene tmem53, whose product is annotated as transmembrane protein 53. The coding region runs from base 239 to 1099 and encodes 286 amino acids. The transcript has 3 exons. NCBI's taxonomy places the organism in Eukaryota, Metazoa, Chordata, Actinopteri, Perciformes, Anoplopomatidae. The record is from RefSeq and is a predicted model, not a curated record.